CCUCUCGGGGCUGUGCCCUGCGUCCCUGCGACUCUGUGCCUCCGUUUCCCCGACGGGGAGUGGUUCUCCGCGGGCGCUCUGCCCGUGCGCUCUCCCCGGCCUCGCCCCGCAGCGCUGCCCGCCCCUUUCGAUCCGCUUCCCAGGUGGAGUCCGCACCUGACAACAGGCAGGCUGCGAGGUCGCCGGCGCGAGACCCCUACCUUUGGAAGCCUGUUCCCAGCUUCCUCGGGCGAGCCUUACUCUUAGGAGACGUUUGCUAGUUAGCUGUUAAAUCGCUGAUUCGGUGAGUGGUGUUCAGGGUUCCGUGAUGGCAGGGUUCAGGGCAGGGACUCGGGUCCUGUCCUCCCUCCCUCCGAGGCGCGUCACUGUGUCCAGAUACCGCGCAGGCACUGGGGACCCCGGGAGAGAAAGGACCUACACCACGGGUCCCGCCUUCGUGGGGCUCACACUUCAACGGGGGAAAAGCAGUGGGAAUGUAAAACGCUAAUCCGCUAGGGACGGAGGCUUGCGAGAAGUACCUGCCCUUAUGAUAAACAGAAAACCAAACGCAUUGCCGUCAAGUAGAUUCUGUGGCCCUAUAGGACAGGGUAGAACCGUAACCCUCGUGGAAGCAGACUGUGACAUCCUUCUCCCGUGGAGCGGCCGGUGGAUUCGAACUUCCGGCCUUUGGGUUAGCAGCCAAGCUCUAACCACUGCGCUACCAGGGCGCUUUGCCAUUAUGAUGAACGUGCUGAACCAUCUGAAGGAGUCCUGUUCACUGAGGGGAGCGAAGGGGUGGGCGCCUGGGCCUCCUGACUAAAGUGAAACAUGUGCAGGGAACCUAAGAACUGAAAGAUGACAGGUGCAGCCAGGGUGCCAGAUAAGGCUGGGUGAUAGCUGACCUUGUGAGCCUUUUAAAGGACUUUAGCCUCCAUAAACACAGAAAGCCUUUGUUGUUGGGCAGUGGGAAUGGGAGUUUUGAAAUACGAAGAAGGGAAGUACUACAUCCCAAAAAGGAGCCCUGGUGGCUCAAUGGUUAGGUGUUAGUGCUGGUUUACUAACCGAAGGGUUCCAACCCAGCAGCCACUCUGGGGGAGAAAAGACUUGGGAAUCCGCCCCCAUGAAGAUUACAGCCUAAGAAACCCCAUCCAAAAAAAAAAAAAAGAAACUUGUUGCCAUGGAGUAGCGACCCUACAAGACAGAGUAGAACUGCCGAAUAGGGUUUCCAAGGACGGGCCGGUGGAUUUACACUGCCGACCUUUUGGUUAACAGCCCAGCUCUUAACCCCUGCUCCACCAGGGCUCCGAGAAACCCUGUAGGGCAGUUCUCCCCUGACGUAUACGGUUGCUAUGAGUUCGGCCCACAACAACAACGUUCCAAUAGAAUAAACACUUCAGUUUGGGGACUCAGACUUCACUAACAUAUUUAAAGCAUACCUGGUCAGGAAGAUGGGAUGGGGAAAAGUGUUCUUUUUUUCUCAUGCUUUCGAUUAAAUUGAAUCUCUACUUGCUCCUUUGAUGUCAAACAAUAGCAGUGAUUCAUGCUCAAAUAAGCCACAGCUCUGAAUAGGCAUGCUUGCUCUAAAUUAAUGACAAAAGGUUUUUACAAGCUAUUGCAUUAUAAACUUGGAGGCAUAAGUCAAUGUCUGCCUUAUUCUCUAAUGAACGCCCAGUGCCUAGCUUAUAACCCAUUGCUGUCGAGUUGAUUCUGACUCAUAGAGACCCUACAGGACAGAGCCUCGUAGGGUUUUCAGGGAGCAGCUGCUGGACUCCAGCAGCCGACCUUUAGGUUAGUAGCUAGCUGAGCCCUUAACUUCUGUACCGCCAGGGCUCAUGGUUGAUGCCUAUAAACAUUUGAAUGAGAAUGAAGGAGGUAAUUAUUCUUAGCUCCUUGGCCUUAACUUUUAGAAUAUAUCUAAUAAAAAAUUUUUUUCUAAAUAAAUUGUUGCAUGUUAAAUGUGAUAUUUCACCUUUGAAGUAAUUCAUUUCAAAAGAAAAUACACAGUUCUAGUUUGCCCUUAAACAAAUAUUUUGAAUUCAUUGUGGGUUUUUUUGUUUGUUGCUGUUCUUGCUGUUAUCUUGUCUAAACAAUUUUCCUCUCUCUCCACCCCCUUAAUGAACUUAUUGUCUUCUUAUAUUCAUUUAAACUUGGAAAAACUUAAGAACUGAAGGGCAGUACCUAUAUGUGUUGCAUAUUCUGAAAAGCUAAAUUUGAAUUAAAUUAUGAGGGACAAUGUAGUAACCUUCAUAUUUAUUUAAAUCAUUUUAUGCAAGCUGGAAAAAUGUCUGAUUUAUAUAAUCUGGGUUUUGAAAUCUACCUUGACCUUCUCAAAAGAAAGAUGUUUAUACAAUAUUUAUACCACAAUAUUUAUCAUUUCUAACAGAUGAAUGGCGUUGCAACAGACACUUCUUUGUGAUUUGUGGGUACUUUAUAUGGAGAGCCAAGGGGAGGUUCAUGGUUAUAAUUUUGAAUCCCAUUAUUCUUCCCCAGCCCCACAGAGUAUAUUCUUUUCCCCAUAUAGUUUGGGGCCAUUGUUUUAUAGUGAACGUGAAAACUCUCAGACUGAAAGUAAUUUUGAUUGAAAUUUAUUAAUCUCUUUUUUCCUAAGCCUUUCAUCCCUGUGUUUUUCAAUGUAAAGUUAGAUUUUGCCAUAAAAGUAGCAGCCCUAAGGAGCCUUCUGGAGUUACCAAUAUAGAGACCACCACCCCAAGAGGCAAUAAUGCCAGCUGAAGGAGGAAAAUCCGAUAUGGAGAGGAUUGGCCUCUUCAGUGAGAUGGAAUAUAUUACCGUUGGUGAUAAAUAUGUGUCACCACAUAGUCGAGCAUUUAAUGAGGCUGCAAGCAAAAAUAAACAAAUGCUACCUGGGGGAUCCAAAGCAAUGUCAGAUCUCCAGCAGGGCUAUUUUGAUCCCCAUUUUGUAAGGAUUUUUGAAGGUGAAGGCUACAUAAAUCUGAACCAAGUGAGGCGUCGGCAUAUGAUGGAAGAAGCCAAAAAAAACCUAGGCAAACCCUUUCUCCCUAGUAAUGGAGAGAAAAAGCCGUGUGGAUUUGGAAGCUACUACGGAACAAUAGGCGGCCCAGUCCCGUUCUUCAGUGCACAGUUAAAACCCAGAGAAAAAUAUCGAGCACCUGGAAAGAACUUAUAUACAAACCCAGGAAAGAAAGGAACUGGAUAUGGCUAUGCAAAUCUUACCAUUGGUAAACAGCCUUCACACUCUGCUGAUUUCUACGAUGAACCAAAACUAACGAGUAAGAAAGAGAAUGAAGCACACCGUCAUUUACUUAAAGGGUCACCUUUCAAGUUAAAUUCUUACCCAAAGGAAUAUUUUGACAAUAAUCCUUAUUUUUCUAAUAAACCUUUACCACCAAUUAAAAAAGCAGAGAAGCGAGGAUCAGUUGCAACCCCUUUUAAGCCCUCUUCUCCUGGUAAAAAGGCUGGUGGAAUGAAGGCAGGAACAUUUGACCCUUUUCCUUCACACUCUGCUGACCCGUAUGUGAUUAAAAUGCCAAGACAGAUUUCCGGCAAAAUUGAUAAGAUUUUUCAUCCACCAGGUGGACCAAAAAGCAGACCAAUGAUAAGUAUAAUGACUUUAAACGUCAAAAGGUAGGAAUAUCUUACAUUUAACCCAUAAACCAAGAAAAAUUGUUUUCAACUUUUAGACUUCUUCGAAAGAAUACAUUUUAUACAUGCCUUUAAAAAUGACAGAUUUUGGCAACUUUAGAAGUUAUUCUUUUCCAUCUUCCGAAAUACUCAGUCGAGGAAGCUUAAUUUAUCUGUACCAAACUACCCUGUCCAUAAUUUUUAAGCAAAUCUAUGAUGCUUUAUUUUAAGUCAUUGGGGCUAUUUAGAUACAUGAAAUACAUUUAGUGGUACAUGUUACCAGUGUCUGUUUCUCACAGGGCGCUUUUGGCCCUUGUU
Loxodonta africana (African savanna elephant) is the source of this 3897-nucleotide messenger RNA. It is a transcript of the gene CFAP96, whose product is annotated as cilia and flagella associated protein 96. Bases 2699 to 3586 code for a protein of 295 amino acids. Gene Ontology annotation, cellular component: centrosome. The record is from RefSeq and is a predicted model, not a curated record. NCBI's taxonomy places the organism in Eukaryota, Metazoa, Chordata, Mammalia, Proboscidea, Elephantidae. The transcript has 6 exons.